Molecule: messenger RNA, 6387 nt
Organism: Empidonax traillii (willow flycatcher)
Lineage: Eukaryota; Metazoa; Chordata; Aves; Passeriformes; Tyrannidae
Gene: FOXN2
Product: forkhead box N2
Exons: 6
Coding region: 606-1919 (437 amino acids)
Biological process (GO): regulation of DNA-templated transcription
Cellular component (GO): nucleus
Molecular function (GO): DNA-binding transcription factor activity; cis-regulatory region sequence-specific DNA binding
Source: RefSeq, a predicted model, not a curated record
CCGGGUCGCCCCCAUGAAAACCCUCGGGCGUUUCAUUUAACUAAAUAAGGGGCCCUUUUGGCGUUGUUCCGCUGCGCCCCGCCGUCCCCGAAGCGGCGGGAAGCCCCCGUGGAUGUGCAGAAGGUCUGUGGUUUGCAGAGGUGAGGGAGGAGAAGGGGAGGCGUUCCAGGGUUCCCGCUUUUCGGGUUGAAAUCCGGGAAACGGCUGAUAAGGUGCCCGAGGUGAGGCUGGGAUCUAUCUGCACGUGGCCCUUAAGAGUUUUCCGUCUCUUUUGUGUUUUGGUGAAGUUGGGCAAUGUGUUGGUGGCAGCAGAGAGGAGCAGCAUCCCCACUGCUCUCCCGCCUUAGUCCGGCUUGGACGCACCAACGUGCUUGGUUGCCCAGGUUCUAUGGGAGCAGAAACUGGCUUUUGUUGGUAAAGGUCUGGAUUCUGACAAGGCCCAAACAAGGACUAAAACCAGAAAAAAGGGGUAACCUUGAGGAGGGCCCAAUAAACUCACGUUGCCGCCGUGGUGCUUGCCUAGGGAUGGACGCUGUAUGCAAAAUGUGAAGUUAAAAAUGCUGAAUUAUGGUGGACUUCAGUGCUGAGAAGACCAAUAAAGCUAAAUGGGUCCAGUGACUGGAAUGACUCCGGAUAAGAAAGCUGAAACGCCAGGAGCAGAAAAAGCUGCAGGACUACGGCAGUGUCAUGGGAUGGGCAGCUUGCCUGACGCAGGCGAUGCCGGCAAGCCAAAGGCCACCGUGGUGGACAGAGAUGCAGCAGACGAUGAGCUCACAAAUUUGAACUGGCUGCACGAAAGUACAAACCUUCUAACAAACUUCAGCCUCGGAAGUGAGGGCCUUCCGAUCGUUAGCCCCUUGUAUGACAUCGAGGGGGACAGCGUGCCAUCCUUCUCACCAUCCUGUUACCAGAACCCUGAAAAAAAAUCCUCCACUUCCAAACCUCCUUACUCUUUCAGCCUUCUCAUUUACAUGGCAAUCGAGCAGUCCCCCAACAAGAGCCUGCCAGUCAAAGAAAUCUACAGCUGGAUCCUGGACCGCUUCCCCUACUUCGCCACGGCCCCCACCGGCUGGAAGAACUCGGUCCGACACAACCUCUCCUUGAACAAGUGUUUCCGAAAGGUGGAGAAAAGCCAUGGCAAGGUGAAUGGAAAAGGGUCGUUGUGGUGCGUUGACCCCAAAUAUAAACCUAAUCUUGUCCAAGCACUGAAAAAACAGCCUUUUUCCUCAGCACUUGCAUUUUAUACUCCGCCGGCAUCACCACCAAGUAGGUCGUCGUCCCCUCACUACCUGACUUCAGUCCUUCAGCAGAAUCACGGCCGAUCUCUCAAAGAAUCUGAUAUUGAUGCUGCUACCGCAAUGAUGCUGUUAAAUACUUCCAUUCAGCAAGGGAUGUUGGACUGUGAGAAACCUCAGCCUCUGAAGGCACCCAAGAAGAGGAGCUAUGGCAGUGCAUUCAAUCCUCCGAGUUCCAUAAAUUUGCAGGAAAACGAUUCCGCAGCCACCAAUAUUGAUCCGAACGAGGAUCACAACUACAGUGCCAGCAGCAUGGGUUCCCAGCGCUGUGCAUCCAGGUCCAGCGUGUCUUCCUUGUCCUCCCUCGACGAGGUGUAUGAAUUUAUUUCCAAGACCAGCCAUGACGGGAGCGAUGGCAGUGAAGGAUUUCACAGUGAAGUGGAUACAGACGUUGACUAUGAAGAUGAUCCUCUUGGAGACAGUGGCUAUGCAUCACAACCUUGUGUGGAUACCUCUAAGGAAAGUCAGUCUAGCAAGAAAUCAUUCGAGGAAUUAUGUCAAGAAAUCGAUGAGGAGUUGAAAGAAGCCGCGGGGUCUCUGCUCCACCUUGCUGGCAUCCAGACGUGCUUGAGUUCCUUAAUAAGUACUGCAAAGACCCACUGUCACAAGCAAAGGAAAAAAUAAUAUGUUUGUCAGUGUUGAAUAUAUACAUAUAUUUUUUUUAAUUGUGGCAAUACUCUUCUACUUUUACCCUUCACAAGGGAGAUCAAAGCCAUAAGAGGACUCACUGCUUUUUUUAUUUUUGACGCAAACUAUAAUUUAGCCAUUUAUUUUUAAAUCACCACCUAAAAAGAGAAAUAGAAUAUUUAAUCUUCUCAAAUUAGAGAUGCAUGACUUGUGAAAACCUGAAAGCAUACUUCUUAGUGAUCACUGUUUAUUUUUUUUCUUUUUAAUAGCUGACUUUAUUUUUAUUUUAGAGAUAUGUUUGUUCAGAUGCACACUGUGGAUCAUAUUUACAUCUCUGCUGGCCCCAUCUGCAGAGGUGAAUUUUGUUCUAAGGGCUCUGACUUCCAUGUAAAGGAUUAAAAAGGAGGAGAAAAAAGAAAAAGAGGGAAAGAAAAGGUCCUGGCCUUGGUUGACUCCUCCCACCUGUCCUCUCUUCACUUUUUAGACAGGUCCUAGUGAAAACACUGGUGAAGCAACUCUGAGUUGCUGCGGUUUUUGGCCUUUCUGACACAGUAGCUGAAAACCCUCAGGAGCUGCUUUCAGCAAGAUAAUAAACACCCCCUGGAGGAGUGGGAUAAGGGGUAGCUGAGGUGGGUACCACCCACAAUUUCUUUUUUUGUCCCUCCUUCCCCCAAAUCUGCUGUGUGCAGCUCAGAUUCCUGAAGGAACAUGGUUUGUUGUUUUAUCUUAAGACACGUUGUGGGGUUUUUUGGGGCAGGGGGUUGUCCUUUUCAUGCAGAUACGUGCAUUCCUACAUAUGCUUUGGAUGUGGCCAACAGUGACAGCUGCUGCCGUCCAAGUCAGAUGUUGUCUUUGUGUUACCACCACUAUUGAAUAUGUAGUACCUACACACACAGUCCUGCUACGUCUACCCUUCUGCUCCCCUGUACCGGUUUGGGAGGGAAAAAAGAGCCCAGCAGUUGGUGGUGGUGACAGUGCAGAUAAGGUGGAGGCUUUAGCUGGCAAACAGCUGCUGAAAAGGGAAUGUUGCUGCCUAAUCUGAGACAAAAUGGAAUCACUUCCUUUUGGAUCUCUGAACCCUGAAUCAAUAGAAUCAUAGGAUGUGGUGAGUUAGAAGGGAUUCAUCAGGAUCACCGAGUCCGACUCCUGGCCCUGCACAGGACCCCUAGGGCCCUUUCCACGGCACUGCUCUCCAGCCUCUCAUUCCCCAGUCCAUACACACAGGGUUGCCUAUCCCAGGUGCAGAAUCUGGCACUUGCCCUUUUAAACUUCAUGCAGUUGGUGCUUGCCCAUCUCUGAUUUGUUGAGGUCUCUCUGCAGGCCCCCCUGCCCUCAAGGGAGGCGACAGCUCAUCCCAGUUUAGUGUUGUUGGGGGUUUUUGCCUCUUCACCCAGUGUUUGCUGGUUUUGUCACAUGGACUGUCCAUCCAUACCUUUUGUUUCCCAGAUCACUGUGCCUUGUGCUGUGUGAACCCCAUCAGCUUCCUGCCACAUAUGGGGCAUCCAACGGGCAAGGCCUUUGCCUUUGGACGUGCAUUGAGGCUCAGGAGGACCUCUGUUUUGGGAAGAAAUUCCUUCACAAUUCAUUUUGCAAUAAGAAAAUCUCUUUAUAAUUCCUAGAUGUCCUUCAGCCAAAAAUGUUUAGUGGUAUGUUGAACUUUAUCCUUGUUUUUUUUUUUUUCCUUUUAAAAUCAGUGGUGAUUGCUUACAUCUUCCUUUAGAUAAUGGCCUUUUUUAUUUCUUUUUUUCUUUUAAUUUUCUGUUCAAAAAUGGGUAAGCAGUUCAGUUGGAGUGGCUUUUAACAGUACUGUACAUACAAGGAUGCCUUAAGUAUGUUGCAGAAUUGUAUACAGCUAUCCAACGUCAUCUUUCCUGUUGCUAAAAGGUAGCACGAUGUGCCAUAAACGUUCUCACCAAGGUGAAGCUGUUGCUUCCAGCAGGUGUUGGGCAAGCUGGUUGAAAAUUAGGAGCAGAGCCACCUAGGAAACCAAUGUCCACUGUGGAGAACAGUGCUUGAUUCAGCCAAAAGUUAACCUUUCCCUAAGGGGGUAUUUUCCUGGCUAUUUGGAUGCCUUUCUUAGAUUAGUGGGGGGGGGAGUUUACCCCUUUUUCCUUUUUCUUCGUAUUUGUCAGUCUCUUCAUGAAUACUGUCAUAAACUAUUUUAAAUGCAAACACAGCCAUGCUGCUGAAGGUCUGUUGCUCUGAGGGCCCAUUCCAGUGCCUCUUGAAGACAACGGUGGUGCUCCUGCUGACUCAAUGGCUGUUGGAUCAAGCCUGAAAUAUUUGUGUUUUAGAAUUUAAAGCACAAACACUAGGAGAAAAAAACAUUUUUUUUUUCUUUUUCCAAUUACUUCAGUUUUAAUAAUUAUUUGGUUUAUUUCUGGAAAGGGAAGGAAAAUACUCUGCUUCAUUGCUGCAUUGUGUGAACACCUGUUAGGCUAUGCCUGUAACAGAGCAACGUGUGCAGAUGUGUAUGUCUUCUGGCUAUCACAAGUGCUGCAUUAGCCAAUUAGAUGUGAUUUUGGAUGUGUUAGUGACGGGUAGUAGGGGUAAAACUCGCCAUUUAAAGGAAAGUGAAUUACCAACACAGUGGUUCUUUGGAUUUCAGGGUGUGAAGAUGUGAAUGCUUGGUGGAACCGCUUUUUGCUCAUGGGUUGCUUUUGAACUUUGAUGGAAAACUGCAAAGGGCAGAGUUUGUGUCAAUGUGAAAACCAGGAUUCAGAUGCACAUUAAUACUGUGUAGCAGCCUGGGAUUUUGCUCAGUGCCAUGAUUUCAGUUUCACGCUGUUGGAAAGGGGUGCUGCCUGGCUCCUGCUGAAGGUGGUUGCAGCUUUUCUGUAGCUUCCAGUGAAAGCUGGAUCAAAGUCCAAGUAUUGUGGAAAUUCUGCGGUCGUAGUUGGCUCCAUGUUUUGAUUUGGUUCUGCAUUUAUUUUAUACCUCAGAUAAAACUGAAGAAGGAUAAUACUUACUUGGGAGUGUGGUGGUGCUACUGUUAACCCUGAAGCUGGUGAUAAUGACUUCAGCAUAUCUGAGGGGAUGGAGUUGGGAUGCUAACAGUGCAUUUAAUUACCGUAUGCAAUGACCAGUAAAAACCAAUUACUAAUCAAAGUCAGCAGUGAAAGCUGCAUCCAUCCUUACAGCUUUCAGCCUGGGAGAACUGGAGUUCUGGAAGUGGGGAAGCAAUUGGAGCCUUUCCCUGGGACACAGAGCAAAGCUCUUCAUGCUUUGCUGUUUUCCCUCUCUCCUUCCAAAGGAGAAGGCAGACAGUCUGUGCCCCUGACCUGUUCCAUUGUGUUGUCCCACACCUCUGCCUGCACGUUUGGGAGGGAAAGGCUGAAAGCUUAGAUACAGAGCACCCCUCUUGGGAGUGGGAGAAGAGCUGCCCUUCCCUUCUCUUACAUAUCUAUUGGAUUUGGGUUUGUUUGCCACCUCAGCUAGAGACCCUGGUGUAUAUAGUAUAAAUGGAGUAUAAUUAAAAGUUAUUUUGAUUGUUGGGCUUUGGGUUUUUUUAGUGACAUAUGUAAAACGUUGAUGCCAAUGGUUGACUUGGAUACAUUUUGGCAAGAAAAGUAUUAGUGAACCACAUUCAAUUCUUUAAAUGCAGUGAAGAAGUGUAUGAGGCUUUUGUACCUGGGAAGUUGCUCUGUUCAGGGUAAAUCUGAUGUGAAUACUGUACAAACCUAUAUUGGCCUUCCAGAUUCCAGUCCUAAAUUUCUGAUUGGCAGAAGUCACAUCAAAUGUUUUAAAAUCCAACUGUAAAAUGGAAGUUGUGUGGUUUGCAACUUUUCAUCAGCCUGAAAAGUACAAGCUUUAAUUAAAGCAAAGUACACUCAUACACGGUAAUAAUGGUGUGGUCAGAAUAUUUAUUGAAAAGAAAAGGUAGAUAUUUUAAAUGUUGCACCUGCUUUUUUAUCUUAAAGCACAUUCUUCACACCUAACUGCCAUUGCCAUUAUCAAGUCUGUUUUAUAAGUGUACAUUUCUUCAAAUUAAAAAGUUCAUAAUUAAAAGUAUUAUGUUACUGCCAUAUAGUGAUAUAAAACGUUUUAUAAUUGCCAAUUCAUUGUAACUAUUAUUUAUUUAAAAGUGAAUUGUAAGAAUGCUUUCUGAUCAAAUGAACCAGAGUUGUUUUUAAACCAUUCCCGUUAGCUUGUUUCUAAUGUAGCAUAAACAAUGUCCUUGGGUUCGUUUAGAAUAAUUUUGCCAGUAGGUGACCAAUUCUAACCGUUUUUCCUCCGGUUUAGUCCUUUACCCGUUUUAAAGACGAUUUACAGAAGUUUAGUUUUUUGUAUGCUAAUCUCUUUUAAUUAAAAGGUUUAUAAAUUUUAUUUUUACCAAAGAGAUGCAAUUCAUUAUGACAAAAUAUUGCAGAAUAAACUUUGUUUUAUAACAUUUGUGACUUUUCUGCCCACAUUUUUCAUUCAGAUGAUCAAAGGGGCUUUUCUAAAAUAAACAGCAUUGCAAACA